AUGAACCCUGAAUACGACUACCUGUUCAAACUUCUUCUGAUCGGUGACUCUGGAGUUGGAAAGUCAUGUCUGCUGCUACGCUUCGCGGACGACACCUACACUGAGAGCUACAUCUCCACCAUCGGCGUCGACUUCAAGAUCAGAACCAUCGACAUGGACGGAAAGACGGUGAAGCUACAAAUCUGGGACACAGCCGGUCAGGAGCGGUUUCGAACCAUCACCUCCAGCUACUACAGAGGAGCUCACGGCAUCAUCAUCGUCUAUGACGUCACCGAGCAGGAGUCCUUUAACAACGUCAGGCAGUGGUUGGACGAGAUCGAUCGCUACGCCUGUGAAAACGUCUCCAGGCUGCUGGUGGGAAACAAGUCUGACCUCGUUAGCAAGAAAGUGGUGGACGCCGCCACUGGUCAGGACCUGGCGUCGUCUCUGAAGAUUCCCUUCCUGGAGACGAGCGCUAAGAGCUCGGACAACGUGGAGAGGUCUUUCCUCACCAUGGCCUCAGAGAUUCACCGGCGCCUGGCCAGUGAGGGGGGGGGUCUGCAGGGUCAGUCCACAGAGGCCAAGGCCCAGGGCACCAAGAUCAACAGCGCCCCUCUGUGGCUGGGGGGAGAAAAACAGGUGCAGGAGGCCGGUAACUGCUGUUGAUCAGGAAACAUCUGCACUGACGUCGCUGCUCUGUUCAGAGAGAGAGUUCACACUCAUGCACUGGUUUAGUGUUUAAACACACAAUCACAUUUUGUCAGAAUUGUGUUAUUUGCUAUUGACAAAAUAAAACUGAGUUAUCAGGAAGAAAAAACAUGUUUUUACUACAAUAUUCAGUUUGAGCUUGUGUUUUUUUGAAGUAGGCCUAUAGGAGACAUUUCUGCUUUAUUAUUAGAGAAGAGACAAACAGAUGAGAGAUUACAGCCAACAGAGAGUUCACUGCAUCAUCCCUUUACCUCAAGAUAAAACAGUUUGUAUAAAGUACAGGUUCAAAAGUCAAAUGAAAAUAAUAUUUAAAUAAUAGUUCAAUGUACGAGUUUUAUGAAGAACUGUGGCAUCAGCAGUUUGAGCUGCUGUUAGAGACGAAUGCAAAGUGUGAUUUCAUUUACUGUCAAUUCUCCGAAGUGCGAUUUUUUGGUGUUUGUCAGAUUUUGUUGUGGUUUGUUU
Messenger RNA from Paralichthys olivaceus (Japanese flounder), 1149 nucleotides. Its product is annotated as ras-related protein Rab-1B-like. Gene Ontology annotation, molecular function: GTPase activity; GTP binding. NCBI's taxonomy places the organism in Eukaryota, Metazoa, Chordata, Actinopteri, Pleuronectiformes, Paralichthyidae. The record is from RefSeq and is a predicted model, not a curated record. Gene Ontology annotation, biological process: vesicle-mediated transport.